Lepus europaeus (European hare) is the source of this 1776-nucleotide messenger RNA. RefSeq names its product adhesion G protein-coupled receptor G5 (gene ADGRG5). Gene Ontology annotation, molecular function: G protein-coupled receptor activity. The transcript has 12 exons. The record is from RefSeq and is a predicted model, not a curated record. Bases 1 to 1776 code for a protein of 591 amino acids. Gene Ontology annotation, biological process: cell surface receptor signaling pathway; adenylate cyclase-activating G protein-coupled receptor signaling pathway. Gene Ontology annotation, cellular component: membrane. Lineage: Eukaryota; Metazoa; Chordata; Mammalia; Lagomorpha; Leporidae.
AUGGUGACCACGUUGGGUCCCCCGGGAGAGUUCCAAAUUCCGCCCCCGCCCGCCGCCCCCUCCCGCCGCCAGCCCGCAGCAUUCCAAGGGCGGCCCCCUCCCCCAGCCGCCCGGCAGCCCCUCCUGGCCCGGGGCUCGAGAUCCCCCCCCGAGAUCCGCCGGUGCGCGGGCCGCAGCGACUUCCCGAGCCGCGGUGACUUUGCGCCCUCCGCCCCCGCUCACCUCGAGCCGGGACUGGCGGGCUCCGGACGUCCUACCCGCCGGGCUGGGUGGAAGACAUCAUCAGAAGAAAUCCAGAGCCAGAUGCGCAAGAUGGACGCGGUGGAGCAGCCUGCUGCGGCUCAGCAGGUGCACCAGCUGGAGCAGAUGCUGCUGAACGCCAGCUUCCAGGGCCACAACCUGACCGUGCAGACGCCCACCAUCCAGGCCCUGGUCUUCUGGCUGGGCUGCGACUUCGCCGGCCUCUCGCUGGGCAGUGCCACUCCAGAGCAGGUGCACCAGGCCCGGCCUGGGUACUCUAUGCAGUUCCCCACUGAACUGACCCGGGAAGCCUGCAGGAGCCGCCCCACGAGGCUGCGGCUCAUCUGUGUCUACUUCCUUACCUCCCACUUCUUCCAGGAUGGCGACAGCUCGGCCCUGCUCAACGACCACGUGGUGGGCGCCCAGCUGGACGGCGGGCACGUGCACGGCCUCAAGGAGCCGGUCAACAUCAGCUUCUGGCAUAACCGCAGCCUGGAAGGCUACACAGUGACCUGUGUCUUCUGGAAGGAGGGCGGCGGCAGGCGCCCCUGGGGGACCUGGAGCCCUGACGGCUGCCGCACAGAGCUUCCCUCCCCUUCCCUGGUGCUCUGCCAAUGCGACCACCUCACCUACUUCGCUGUUCUCAUGCAAUUCUCCGGCGCCCGCGUGCCCGCAGAGCUGCUGGCGCCUCUCACCUACAUCUCCCUCGUGGGCUGCAGCAUCUCCGUGGUAGCCUCGCUGCUCACUGUUGGGCUGCACUUCCACGCCAGGAAGCAGAGUGACACCACGACGCGCAUCCACGUGAACCUGCACGCCUCCGUGGUGCUCCUCAAUGUGGCCUUCCUGCUGAGCCCGGCGCUGGCCGGGGGUCCCGCGCCCGGGGCCGCGUGCACGGCGCUGGCCGCCGGCCUGCACUACGCGCUGCUCACCUGCCUCACCUGGGUGGCCAUCGAAGGCUUCCACCUCUACCUGCUGCUCGGGCGCGUCUACAACGUCUACAUCCGCAGAUACGUGUUCAAGCUGUGCGCGCUGGGCUGGGGGCUCCCCGCCCUGCUGGUGCUGCUGCUCCUGGCCGCCGAGAGCUCCGUGUACGGACCCCAGACGAUCCCCAUCGCCAACAACCUGGGCAAUGGCACGGGCUUCCAGAACGUGUCCAUGUGCUGGCUGCGGAGCCCGGCGGUCCACAGCGUCUUGGUCAUGGGCUACUGCGGGCUCACGUCCCUGUUCAACCUGGUGGUGCUGGCCUGGGCCCUGCGGGUCCUGCGCAGGCUGCGGGCGCGGGAUAAGGCACAGGGCCCCCGGGCCUGCCGCGACACCAUCCUGGUGCUGGGUCUCACCGUACUGCUGGGCACCACCUGGGCCCUGGCCUUCUUCUCCUUCGGUGUCUUCCUGGUGCCUCAGCUCUUCCUCUUCACCAUCUUCAACUCGCUCUAUGGUUUCUUCCUCUUCCUCUGGUUCUGCUCCCGGAGGUGCCGCUCAGAGGCAGAGGUCAAGGUGCCGAUGGAGGCCCCCGGCUCCUCCCAGAUGGUGCCGUAG